Mizuhopecten yessoensis (Yesso scallop) is the source of this 664-nucleotide messenger RNA. Its product is annotated as putative transporter B0252.3. The record is from RefSeq and is a predicted model, not a curated record. Gene Ontology annotation, cellular component: membrane. Gene Ontology annotation, biological process: transmembrane transport. The transcript has 4 exons. Bases 92 to 664 code for a protein of 190 amino acids. Gene Ontology annotation, molecular function: transmembrane transporter activity. NCBI's taxonomy places the organism in Eukaryota, Metazoa, Mollusca, Bivalvia, Pectinida, Pectinidae.
UCGACACAGGCUAUAUCACGAAUCUGUUCGCUGGCUUUUGGCUAAUGAUAAGAUAGAGGAAGCUAAGGCAAUAUUGAAGAAGGCUGCAAAAAUGAAUAAAGUCAACGAAAGCGAUGUCCUUCGGAUAAUAGAUUACGCCUCUUCAUCACAACCACUGGUUUUGAAACAAGACGAAAGUGGGAAUACACACGAUGAAAAAGGUGAAAGACGAAGAGAAGAUAUCCAGGACCCAUCCAACUCUGCCCUACCAAAAUACACGGUACUGACAUUGUUUACACGGCGGAGAAUAGCGAUGAUCACCAUCAUCAUGUCGUAUACUUGGGCUGUGAAUAGUUUGACGUACUACGGGCUUGUUUUGUCGUCUGCUUCCCUGCCUCUCGAUCGCUACUUGAGCUUUUUACUCCUCUCUUUAGCGGAAUAUCCUGUGGCAGUUAUAGAGUACUUUACAUUGAAUAAGUUUGGGAGGAAAAGAAUAUGUAUUCUGUUCCAUGCCCUGGCAGCUGUGUCGCUCAUUGCGGGAACUAUAGCAAACUACUUUUCAGAGAGAGCAGGCGCCAAAAUAGCAUUGAUGAUAUUCUAUUUUCUGGGAAAGCUUGGUAUAUCUGGGUCAUUUAGUACGAUAUUCCUCCUGACUCCGGAGCUCUACCCUACGAAUCUCAGGUAA